This is a messenger RNA of Chondrus crispus (carragheen), 2646 nucleotides long. RefSeq lists its product as hypothetical. The record is from RefSeq and is a predicted model, not a curated record. The transcript has 3 exons. The annotation marks the transcript as partial. NCBI's taxonomy places the organism in Eukaryota, Rhodophyta, Florideophyceae, Gigartinales, Gigartinaceae.
AUGAACUACACCUUCCGGCAACAACAAUUGCGGGUCUUCGCACCUUACCACAGGGCCUUUCAAUGUCCAGAUGCGAAAUGGAAGGACUCGCUUUUAUAUGGGCCACUGCACGAGCUUCGACAUGGCUUUUGCUCCGAGCAAAACACUCACAGCUACAAACCUGUCCCUACCGCUGCUGUGGGCUGCACAUCCAUCCGGUCCUCGUAUACUCAUCUCACACGCUUUUUUAUCGAUCCCGUGAUGGACUUUGGGCGUGCGUUCAACUUUUGUUUCUUUGCCGUGUUUAUUGCACUCACUUCUGCGGCGAAGAAGAACAAUGGUGGGUUUGAUCACCGUGCACAUGCUGUCCCUGGGGGUCCAUACCAGGGAGCAGCCGGCGGCGAUGGAAAGGCAGUCAUUAGGUUGAAUGGGGAGCUCUCGCAUUCGCACUACUUUAAUGCAUUUACGGGAGCGACUGGCAGAAUUGUCAACUACCGCUGGACUGCCGGCGGCAAGAAAAUUUGCGGAAGCAGAAGUUGCUCUGUGAAGUUUUCACUAGGCAAGACGACGAUAAAACUGCGUGUCAUUGACAAUUCCGGGGAUUCGGCGAUCGCAACGACGUUUGUAUACGUUGUCAAGGGAUCAAAGCCUGGUGUCCGGGUUUGGUACUAUCCGGGAAAUGGAUGGGCUCCCAAUAGGCCGACAGCAGGUGUCAAAGCCAGUCAGUCUACGACGAAGAGCAUAAUCAAUCUUGCCUCUAAGGCGAGCUUUCCGGCUUUUCUCGUCCCGCAGAGGUUUUCUAUGCGUUUGCUUGGAAACGUAAACUUUUUUAAGCGGGGCAAUUAUCGGUUCCGCAUUGGAUGCGGUGGCGCGGCUUGUUCGCUCUGGGUUGGGAAUAAAAUGAUUCUGACGGGCAGCAACAGGGCCAUUGAUUCCCGACCGAUAAUGUUCUCUAAGGGUGUCCGCAGUUUUGCGCUUGUAUUUAGGAGGCAAAAUCCGAAGGGUCCGAAGCCGAAAUUGACGCUAUCGUGGAGAAUUCCAGGAAGUGGGGGGUGGAAUCUGAUUCCAGCUAAACAUCUUUCCCACUCACCGUCAUCCUAUGCACCUGUUGUGAAUCGGAUUUCUCCGAAGAACCCGUCUGUGGGUAAUGUGAUCACUAUUCACGGGACGAGUCUGCUGAAUGUGAAGUCUGUGAAGAUUGGAUCGCAGUUUUGCGCAGGGCCAGUUUCCAAGAGUCAAUUUGUGUUGAGGUGUGUGAUGCCAGGAGUCAGCGGCAAGCAAAAGCUGCGUGUUACGACGAAAUCUGGAAAAUCCAACGCGAUCCGUUUUAAUGUGGGACGGGGCAAUUUCGCGAGUGGGAAGGGUGGCGUUGAAGGUGGUGGAAAAGGACCGAUGGGAUACUAUCAACCGAUUAGCUUUUCGUCCACGUUUUUGCAGCGGAAAGGAAAGGCGUUUAGGGCCUCGCAGCUGACGGCGAUUGCCCUGGGUCCCGAUGGAAAGUACUACAUUGGGAGUCUGAACGGAGUGGUGCACGUGUUGACGACCAACUUUGGAAACGUGAUCACGAAUUACUGCAAGUCUUCGAGAGUGGGCAAGAUGCGCAGUAUUCUCGGGGUGGCAUUCAACCCCGCUGAUACGAAGAGGGUGCGCUUGUAUGCGUCGACGAGCAUCCUGUACUGGGGGGUGAAGAAGGUAUUGCCGCUUACGAAGGGAUGGCACAAUGGGCAAAUCGUUGCAAUGCAGAAGACGAAAAAGUCGUGCCUUGCGCGCGUAGCUACAGUGAUUUCCGGGUUGCCGGUGUCCAAUCAUGACCACUCUGUGAAUGGAGUGACGUUUGACCACUAUGGAAACCUGCUGGUGACAGUCGGGGGAGGGACGAACGCGGGGGUCGGGGGAGACGUGUGGGUGUACGGGGCCGGACUGCGAAACUCGUUUUGCUCAGUGGCGCAUUCGAACGGGCACAUCUACGCGACAGAUAACGGAGCGAACGCAAAGUUUGGUGCGCGGAGCACGAGCUGCAAGGGGAGCGGGCCGGUUAGUACCGAGCCGGACACGCUGAAGAAGGUGCGGCGCGGUGGGUUUCACGGGUACGCCAACCGGAACCGUGGGCGGUUUGACCGGCGGCAGUGCGUGCACCGACCACCGCAGAAGAAGAUGCGUGGGUACGACCGGCACAUUGCGACGUUGCAGUCGAGCACGGACGGGCUGAUCGAGUACACUGCGAACACGUUUGGGGCGCAGAUGCGGGGGGACUUGCUCGCGACCAAGUUUGCGGUGUCUGGGGCCGGGCAGGUGUUCCGCGUGCGGCUGAACCGGCGGGGGACGGUGCGGUCGGUGUUCGAGCUGACCAAGCACUCGGGGCUGACGGCGGCGAUGUCGCCCACGGGCGGGAUGGUGAUGCCUCGGGUGUAUCAGGGCAAGGUGGCGGUGCUGCUGCCCAACGAAAAGAACCCCGGGCGGCUGGUGGUGACGAGCGUGAACCCGUUCCGCGGGCCGAAGCGCGGCGGUAACGUGAUCACGGUGACCGGGUGGAAUCUGCGGGCGCCGCUGAAGGCGACGGUGGGCGGGAAGCCGUGCCGCGGGGUCGGCAACUUUAAAAAGGGACGCAGCUUCACGUGCGUGGCGCCGCCGGGAAAGGGGCGCGCGGCGGUGGUCGUCAAGCGGUUU